AUGUGUAGUUUAGUAGUGUACGCGUGUGCUUAUUGUCCCCCCUUUUCUCUUUCUCAAGGACAUUACAAAGUUUUGCAAAAUGGUGAGACUGAUGCCGAGGUUUGCCACGACAUUUAUGAGUUUCUCAUUAACUGGGCCGAACGUUACGUACCGCCAAAGUUGAAGCCAUUGUGGGAUCACCCAGCAG
Messenger RNA from Candidula unifasciata, 187 nucleotides. The record is from the annotation of a GenBank genome assembly. Lineage: Eukaryota; Metazoa; Mollusca; Gastropoda; Stylommatophora; Geomitridae.